AUGUCGAACUUCCUCCGUCGGGCCUCCGACGCCUUGCACCAUCCGCGCAAGGGGUCUCAAGACGAGCCCGUCAAUCCGGAUUCGGCCAACCCUCCUACGGCAGAGACGCAGGCGCCACAAGACGCACAAGAGCCCCUAGGGCCUAAUGCCGCGCCCGAGUUUCAGCGCGAAUCCCAGCCCGAGGACAAAGACAAAGCCGGUUCGUCUUUUCUCUCCUGA
Molecule: messenger RNA, 219 nt
Organism: Penicillium canariense
Lineage: Eukaryota; Fungi; Ascomycota; Eurotiomycetes; Eurotiales; Aspergillaceae
Exons: 1
Coding region: 1-219 (72 amino acids)
Source: RefSeq, a predicted model, not a curated record